This is a messenger RNA of Marmota monax (woodchuck), 2080 nucleotides long. RefSeq names its product iroquois homeobox 1 (gene Irx1). The coding region runs from base 238 to 1680 and encodes 480 amino acids. NCBI's taxonomy places the organism in Eukaryota, Metazoa, Chordata, Mammalia, Rodentia, Sciuridae. Gene Ontology annotation, cellular component: nucleus. Gene Ontology annotation, molecular function: RNA polymerase II cis-regulatory region sequence-specific DNA binding; DNA-binding transcription factor activity, RNA polymerase II-specific. Gene Ontology annotation, biological process: neuron differentiation; regulation of transcription by RNA polymerase II; cell development. The record is from RefSeq and is a predicted model, not a curated record. The transcript has 4 exons.
CGAGGACAGCCGCCGCAGUCGGCGCGCGAUCGCGGAUCCGGGCGCAGCCGGGAGCCGGGCGCCGGAGAGCACCGGCCAAGGAGAAGCGACCGGCCCCCACUCUUGGGCCGGCCCGAGCGCGCCGGGGCUGCCGCCCGCUUCCCCCCGCGGCGUCCCCUCCAAUCCCCCCGUUGGCCUCCGCCUCCCUCCCCCUCCCUUUAAUACUUGCCCGCCGCCGCCGCCGCCAAGUCCGCGGACAUGUCCUUCCCGCAGCUGGGCUACCCGCAGUACCUGAGCGCCGCGGGGCCCGGUGCCUACGGCAGUGAGCGUCCAGGGGUAUUGGCGGCUGCCGCCGCGGCCGCGGCCGCCGCCUCGUCGGGCCGGCCCGGGGCGGCGGAGCUGGGAGCCGGAGCUGGCGCGGCCGCCGUCACCUCGGUGCUGGGCAUGUACGCCGCGGCCGGACCUUACGCUGGCGCGCCCAACUACAGCGCCUUCCUGCCCUACGCCGCGGAUCUCAGCCUCUUCUCGCAGAUGGGCUCGCAGUAUGAACUCAAGGACAACCCUGGGGUGCACCCCGCCACCUUCGCAGCCCACACAGCACCAGCCUAUUACCCCUACGGCCAGUUCCAAUAUGGGGACCCCGGGCGGCCCAAGAACGCCACGCGCGAGAGCACCAGCACGCUCAAGGCCUGGCUGAACGAGCACCGCAAGAACCCGUACCCCACCAAGGGCGAGAAGAUCAUGCUGGCCAUCAUCACCAAGAUGACCCUCACGCAGGUCUCCACCUGGUUCGCCAACGCGCGCCGGCGCCUCAAGAAGGAGAACAAGGUUACGUGGGGUGCGCGCAGCAAGGACCAGGAGGACGGUACCCUCUUUGGUAGCGACACUGAGGGUGACCCCGAGAAAGCCGAGGACGAUGAAGAGAUAGACCUGGAGAGCAUUGACAUUGACAAGAUUGACGAACAUGACGGCGACCAGAGCAACGAGGACGAGGAGGACAAGGCAGAGGCGCCUCGAGCGCCCGCCGCUCCUGCUGCGCUUGCUCGGGAUCAGGGCUCGCCGCUAGCAGCUGCCGACAUGCUCAAGCCCCCAGACUCGCCCUUGGGUCUGGCCAAGGAUGUCCCAGAACCUGGAAGCACUCGCCUUCUGAGCCCUGGCGCCGCGGCAGUCGGCCUGCAGGGCGCGCCGCACAGCAAGCCCAAGAUCUGGUCGCUGGCUGAGACAGCCACCAGCCCCGACGGCGCGCCCAAGGCGUCUCCGCCGCCGCCCACGGGCCAUCCGGGUGCCCACGGGCCUCCCACCGGUGCGCCGCUGCAACACCCCGCUUUUCUGCCUAGCCACGGACUGUACACCUGCCACAUCGGCAAGUUCUCCAACUGGACCAAUGGUGCGUUCCUAGCACAGGGCUCGCUGCUGAACAUGCGUUCCUUCCUGGGCGUCGGAGCGCCCCACGCCGCGCCCCAUGGGCCGCACCUGCCAGCACCACCACCGCCACAGCCACCCGUCACUGUUGCCACCGGGGCGCUCCACGUCGACAAGGCCUCGGCCCGUAGCAGCCCUGCGCUCCCAGAGAGAGACCUCAUUCCUAGGCCGGAUUCGCCCGCACAACCGUUAAAAUCGCCCUUCCAGCCGGUACGAGAAAACUCGCUGGCCCCGCAGGAGGGAACGCCGCGGAUCCUAGCAGCGCUCCCGUCUGCCUGAUUAAGGAUCUUCUUUUACUUUUGCGGGGGGAGGGGGGAGGAGUUGGGAGGGAGGAGAUGAGGGAGGAAUUAAGACAAAUAUUUCAGACUGGUGUAAAGGACAAAUAUGACAACGACGUCAACGACUCUCAUCCAUCGCUUUCCUGCAGAAAGGGGCUCGUCCACCCUGAGCUCGCGACCCGGUGGCCAGGCCUCUGCCUGCGGCUCCCAUGGCUGUCACCACGCUCGGGUUGAUUAUCCGAUUCGGUAAAUGACCCCACCUGCUUGUGUCUUCUUUUUCUUUGUUUGUUUGUUUGUUUCUUUCUUUCUUUCUGUAUAUAGAGUGAUUUCAGAUUGUAAAUAGCGCGUCAGCGAACUUGUCUAAAUCAUAUAUUUUUGUCUAAUAAACUAAAUGAAAUGAA